GCCGGAUCAAUUCUAGAUUCAACCCGUAUCCGACCCGUUGACCGAAUUGACACCCCUGUAUUUAACAACAAAAUCAGAUAUACCACAACAGAAUCGCGAUUCUCUUCUCAAAAUAAUAUAGAUAGAAAUGGGGAUAACUGUAUCGAAGAAGGUGGAAAAAACCCUAAUCUCUUCCCCAAACUUCACCGAGGCAUGCGAACUCGUCUACAACGACUGCCUCGCCGAGUCCCAGCACGCCUUCGCGGGUGUUAAACCCUACCAGCUCGCCGGCGCCGCCGCCCGCCUCCACGAGACGCUCUCCCGCUCCCUUCCCUUCAUCCGACGCUGGGUCCAAUCGCCGCCGCCGCGCGAAAAGGUCGACGCAGCGUUUCGCAGCGUAAUAACUGGUUCCUCCGCGGACGAACUGUUGCUGCCGGAGUUCAAGGCCUUCGCGACCGAGCUCUUCCGUGACGCCGUCAUCGCCGGUGCCGGCGGAGCGGUGGCGCGUGGGAUUGAGAUUGGGAUGGUGGGGAUUGCAGGGGCGGGGAUAGUGAGCAGGACAGGGGUGGGGAUUGUGAUGAAGGUGAUGGGGAUUUAUUCAGUGGGGAUUGCUGCUGCUGUUUACUUCAGCUUGGGGUGAGGAUUUGGAUGGUUGCUAUUGGGUAAUGGAUCUUCAUGAAUUUGUUUGUGGAGCUUUUUACCCAUGAAAUUACUCAGGAUAAUUAUAUCCAUGUUCAAGAAUUGCAAAGUUGUUUGUAAUGGAUCUGCAAGGUUAGUUAUUCUCAUUGUAUAAUUUAUGCGGUGAA
Molecule: messenger RNA, 785 nt
Organism: Dendrobium catenatum
Lineage: Eukaryota; Viridiplantae; Streptophyta; Magnoliopsida; Asparagales; Orchidaceae
Exons: 1
Coding region: 128-619 (163 amino acids)
Source: RefSeq, a predicted model, not a curated record